UUUUCAAACACUUGUUUAAAGAAUUUUGAUUCCGCAUUUUUUUUUGUUUACAUAUUUGCUUCCGCAAUAAUUGAUAACGAUUCGAAUCUAAUGAUUGUUAAUUUUCAAUAUUCAUGUCGAAUUUUGUUAAUACUAACAAAAUUUCUACGACGACGACUACGAAUACGACAACAAUGACAAAUUUAUUUGCAACACCAAAUUAUUCAUCAUCAUUGGGAAUGAUGAAUCCUUAUCAGCAACAAUUCUAUAAUUAUUCAUCAUCUUCAUCUAUUCCACUUCCAUCGUCACCUAUACAAUCGCAAUCAUUGCCGAUUGUUAAUAAUAAUUUUCCAUCGGUCAAUUCAAUGAUGACAUCUGUACCGUUAGCACAAGCCGGAACAUCAACAAUGCCACCAUCAACGCCAAUCAUUUCACCACAACAUCAAUCAUGGUCACAAAAUAUACCUUCAGUGAUGCCAUGGUCAAAUCAGCUCAAUAAUCAGAGUAUUAAUGAAAGAUUUUCAUUUGGAAUCAUGCCGUCACCACUGCCAUCAUCACAGAUAUCACAACCAAUACAACAGCCACAAUUGAUCAACAAUCAACAAUUGAUCAAUAAUUCUAUCGCACCAUCAAAUCAAAAUAUCAACGCGAAUAAGAAAAGACAUUUUAGCCAUCUAAUUAAUGAUUCGGAAGAUGAAUCCUUUUAUGAUUUUGAUAAUGAGCGACCAAUCAAAAAAUAUAUCGGUGAAGAUAAAGUAUUGGAAAUAUUUGAUCGCAUGCAUAUUCGUGAAGGUGAAAAUUAUAUUGUUGAAGAUGUAAAGGAUGGUCCAUUAAUCGAUUCAAACAAUAAUAAUAAUGGCAUUCUAAUUGAAGAAAUUGAUGAUAAUAAUAAUAUUAGUACAGAUACUGGUAAUGUUCAAAUAUUGGAAAUAUCACCCGAAUUACGUGAUGCAUUUUCUAAUCAACAGCCAUCUAUAACGGAUAAACUAAUACAAGCAGAACAAGAAAAAAUAUCCAAAGCAUUAGUCGUGUGGGAAUCAAAUAGCCUAAUGAAUUUAUUAUCCGGUAAUAACCGGUCAGAAAUUGAUAGUGAUGAUGAUGAUGAUAAUGAUAAUAAUGUUCGUAUUGAAGAACCAUCGGAUACUGAUUUAGAUGAUCAAAUGGUCGAUGAGGAUGAUGAUGAUGCUGUUAUAAUAUUAGAAACUGAUUGUAAAUCAAAUCCUAUCGAAACAUAUAAAAAUUAUAUUGAUUCCAUACAAGAUCAACCAAUGGAAUAAUUGUUAUUAUAUUUUUUUAAAAUGAAAUUUUCUUCUUUCUUUCUUUCCUAAAUAUCUGUAAAUAAAUACAAAUAAACCAU
Dermatophagoides pteronyssinus (European house dust mite) is the source of this 1336-nucleotide messenger RNA. RefSeq lists its product as uncharacterized. Lineage: Eukaryota; Metazoa; Arthropoda; Arachnida; Sarcoptiformes; Pyroglyphidae. The record is from RefSeq and is a predicted model, not a curated record.